AUGCGCCUGCUGGGAAAUUUGGUCUACACUGAAGCAACAGCUGAAAUGCGAGAACAACUAGCGACCAGAAAUGAUGUUCAUAACCAAACCAUCAGAGUUCCGCUGAGAGUCUGCUCUUCUUCUGGUAACUUUCAGCCUUCGCUUCUCGUAAACUUCAUAACAACGCAGAUGCUUUAUCCAGGCAACUACGCCCAGUUCUUCGCGAGCUUUGCCUCAGAAUUGAUUAGCGUGACAGAGUUCCUGCCUUCUAUUCAAAAUGGAUCAAGACCAAUCAGCUUAGAAGUGAUCAAUGACAUCGGGCUAUUUUUAAAUCUUGACGAAACCGAAGAAUCAAAUUCUUUGCUACGUGGUCCAGUAAACAUGUCGCUGGCUUUGAAACAAGCAUUAGAUUGUAGUACUUGUUCUACCCAGAGUGGGCCCAUAUACUGUUCGUCUGAGGAUGGCAAUAAAGUGAUGUAGUGCGAAAAGCUUCGAUAUUUACUAUUAGAAGGUUAUUAUUUGCUAACAUUUCUAGUUAUUAUCUUUCUUAUUUAUUAAUGUAAAUUGUUAUUUAUUUGUAUAGUUUUUUGAUUAUAUAUUUUAAUAUAUCAACUUAUUCAUUAUCUAGAUUGUUGUAAAAAUUGUAACGGGAUUAAAUAAUAAUGUUGGUAUAGGUAUAAUAUACCUGAUACAUGUAGCGAUUCAAAAUUAGCAAAAAAUUCUAGUCAGUGA
This is a messenger RNA of Ceutorhynchus assimilis (cabbage seed weevil), 711 nucleotides long. Lineage: Eukaryota; Metazoa; Arthropoda; Insecta; Coleoptera; Curculionidae. The record is from the annotation of a GenBank genome assembly.